This is a messenger RNA of Neurospora hispaniola, 419 nucleotides long. RefSeq lists its product as uncharacterized. NCBI's taxonomy places the organism in Eukaryota, Fungi, Ascomycota, Sordariomycetes, Sordariales, Sordariaceae. The transcript has a single exon. The record is from RefSeq and is a predicted model, not a curated record. The coding region runs from base 24 to 230 and encodes 68 amino acids.
CCCCCUUUCCUUCCCAGUCCUUUAUGACCAGGCAACUCCCCCUCAAAGAUAUCCAAUCCUUUCUUUGGUUCCCAUUCUCAUUCAUCAUAACCCCCAUAGCAGGACCACCAUCAAACCCAGUAGUAUGCGUAAUCUGCGGUGGUUCAAGUUCCGUAACAUGGCUGUCACCCGCACUCCUAUCCCGUUUCGAUUUCUGCCGCCGCCGCCGCACACGAAACACCCUAUUAUAGUACGCAACCGCACCGACGACGAUGGCAAAGAAGAUGGCUGCGGAGACGCCUAUGCCUAUACCUAUGCCGAUUGCUGCGGGGGUUGAUAGCCGUUUACUGUUUUCUUUUUUUUUUUUUAGCGUUUGCGUUUGCGUUCGUACUAGCUGGGUUCGCACUAGCUGGGUUCCAUGUUGUUGUGUUGUUGUUGUU